AUGGAGGAAAGAGAGGAACCAAAGCCUCCAAAGAUCAACCUAAAGGGCAAGAAGUUAUCUGUAAGGGCAAUCAACCUGGAGGAAAUCAAGAGGCAUCCAACGGUGCAUGUCUCGCCACGAGGAACAGGGAACUCGACCAAGCCAUCAGGCGCAAGGUGGAACUGCCUCUGCUCUCCCACCACCCAUGCAGGCUCCUUCAGGUGCCGUCACCACAGACUUGCUGGCAUGACAAGGGGAGGCUCUGUCGGAUCAAAACUGUCGUUUCUUGCCAACUCCAAAUCUGAACCCAUCAGUGAUUCGCUGCAAGCUCAGUAG
Durio zibethinus is the source of this 315-nucleotide messenger RNA. The record is from RefSeq and is a predicted model, not a curated record. NCBI's taxonomy places the organism in Eukaryota, Viridiplantae, Streptophyta, Magnoliopsida, Malvales, Malvaceae.